Molecule: messenger RNA, 1822 nt
Organism: Ananas comosus (pineapple)
Lineage: Eukaryota; Viridiplantae; Streptophyta; Magnoliopsida; Poales; Bromeliaceae
Product: SWR1-complex protein 4
Exons: 17
Coding region: 118-1467 (449 amino acids)
Biological process (GO): DNA repair; negative regulation of transcription by RNA polymerase II; chromatin remodeling
Cellular component (GO): nucleus; NuA4 histone acetyltransferase complex; Swr1 complex
Molecular function (GO): transcription corepressor activity
Source: RefSeq, a predicted model, not a curated record
UUUUGUCACCUCCCUCGCUCGCGCUUGGUUUCGUGGGAGGCUCUUCUUCUAGCUCCAACUCUGGCGGAGAAGCUCACCCAUGUCGAUGAAACCCUAGCUUAGCGAACCCCCAACGCCAUGGACGCGAAGGAUAUCCUCGGCCUCCCAAAAAACUCCUUCCCCGUGAUCCAAGAGAAGAAGCCUCGCCCUCCGAGGGAUUCCCAGAGAAGGCCCGAUGGAGUCCACCGCGAGGUUUACGCGCUCACGGGAGGGAUGGCGCCUCUCAUGCCGACGAUCGAGGUCUCGCACUUGAAGCGGAAGCCCACUGUGGAUAAAGAGAAAAUAUCAUGGCAGUGGCUUCCUUUUACAUCCUCUGCGCGAACUGAUAACUUGCAACUCUAUCAUUGGGUCCGUGUUGUAAACAGGGUUCCGCCUACAGGUGAUUAUUCAUUUGCCAAGUAUAAUAAGUCAGUGGAAGUUCUCAAGUACACGGACGAGGAAUAUGAGAAGCAUUUGGCUGAUCCUAUGUGGACCAAGGAAGAAACAGAUCAGUUAUUUGACCUCUGUGAACGUUUCGAUCUGCGCUUCGUAGUUAUAGCUGAUCGGUUCCCUACCUCUCGCAGCGUGGAAGAAUUGAAGAACCGCUACUAUUCUGUGACCCGGGCACUGAUAGUUGCCAGAGCACCUUCGCCGGCUGAUGUUUCAGGACAUCCUCUUGUUAAGGAACCCUUCAACCUUGCACAUGAGAUUGAGCGCAAACGUGCGUUGUCUUCUGUACUUUCUCAAACAAAACAACAAGAACGUAGAGAGGCUGAGAUCCUAGCUGAAGCCAAACGUAUUAUGGAGUCACGCAUGGCCAGCAAAAGUUCUGAAGAGGUUGAAUUGCCAGUUACCUCCAUUGAUAAUGGAGGUAGUGAAAAGGCUGCUGCACCUGGUGAAUCAAUAUCACCGUCAGCCAACAAUAAUCCAUCAUCUUCGAAUGUUGCACCUCCAGCAGCUGCCAUAGACACCACCUCAACUCCAGCUUCACUUCGCAUGCUGCGUGUUUACUUGCGAACCCACGCACUCGAGCAAAUGGUACAAGCAGUAAGCUCAACUGCUGGCAUGAGGACUAUCAAAAGAGUUGAUCAGACUUUACAAGAUCUUGGGGUUCAUGUGAAACCUAAGGUCCCGACAAAAUCAGUUUGUGCAGAACAUCUCGAAUUGCGGAAAGAAAUACUCACACUACUUAACCUACAGAAGCAGCUUCAAAAUAAAGAGGCAGAAGUUUCAGCAAACCGCGAAACUUCCUUCACUGAAGCACCAGGCACUCCUAAGCGCUCUUAUAGAGGAGAUGUUGAUCGGCCAUUUAUUCCUGAUUCUGUUGGCUUUGGGGGUGAAAGGGUGGGCAAGCGUGACCACAAACGCAAGGCUCCUGGAAGAACUAUGGAUGCACCACCAUCGCCGCCUCAAUCGAAGAGGCCUCGGAAAUUGAAGACUUCUGAUUGAUAAUGUUGAUGAAAACAAGGGACUAGCGCAAAUCUUUGAUGAGAAAAACUGGAACGAAUGCCGGGAGGAAGAAAUGCAACCAGAUAAGAGACAUGUAGUGCUUGCUAAUUAUCAGUUCCCUUUGAUAGGGGCAGCUGCACCGAGGAUCAUACAAAGGUAGUUUCCUCGUACACUUUUUCAACGUAUUUGUUGCUAACCCUCUAGUUUGUUAUAUUGUACAACCCUCUAGCAUUGAACUCUCGCGAUAAUUCUGAUGUAUAAUUAGUCCAAAAUAAUUUCAAUAGAAUCUUGUAAUAUUCUCAUGUUUAUGUACAUAAAUACCUUCCUAUGCUAUCCCUUUUCUUGGUUAUUGUAA